AUGGCAAAAAGGAACGCUCAGGAGGCCUACCAAAGGGUCCAGGAGGCCAAGGCGAAGUCCCGAACUAGGUCUGGUGGUGCCAGGGCGAUCACCUCUCCUCCUCCUCCUCCUCCUCCUCCUAAGAAUACUGGCACUCCCUCUCAACCCAUUGUCAUUUCCUCCUCAAUCGUCAUCGAUGGUGCCAUCGUGUAUCCUCCUGCUCCCGAGGUCGUUUCCGAGUCAGAUUUGAAGACUCGGGGGCAGAGGAUUAUUGAGUCUCCUCCUCAUUCUAAAGAUGCUCCGACCUCUUCCUCCGUUCCUCCGACCGGUCCUGGUGGCGCCCCUCCUGAGCCUAGCGGUGGUGAUUCCUCUACUCCUUUGAAGAAAUGA
Messenger RNA from Arachis stenosperma, 369 nucleotides. RefSeq names its product increased rDNA silencing protein 4-like. NCBI's taxonomy places the organism in Eukaryota, Viridiplantae, Streptophyta, Magnoliopsida, Fabales, Fabaceae. The coding region runs from base 1 to 369 and encodes 122 amino acids. The record is from RefSeq and is a predicted model, not a curated record. The transcript is spliced from 2 exons.